Molecule: messenger RNA, 3519 nt
Organism: Diorhabda sublineata
Lineage: Eukaryota; Metazoa; Arthropoda; Insecta; Coleoptera; Chrysomelidae
Product: aspartyl/asparaginyl beta-hydroxylase-like
Exons: 14
Coding region: 407-3445 (1012 amino acids)
Biological process (GO): peptidyl-aspartic acid hydroxylation
Cellular component (GO): endoplasmic reticulum
Molecular function (GO): protein binding; peptidyl-aspartic acid 3-dioxygenase activity
Source: RefSeq, a predicted model, not a curated record
GAAAUAUAUUUUUGCAAUGAACCUGAUGAGAUAAAACAAAAAGUAUAGAACAGAACGUCUUAAAUUAAAAUUGAGUAGUCGAUAAAAAGUUGUUACCAUCUAACAAAAAGUGAUCAUUACUUAGUAAAAACAAAAACAGGCGCUUUGUGGAAUCUAUGAAUCUAUUCAUAAAUUCAACAGUGUUAACCUAGAAGAAAUUCGUCACAGCAACAGCAACAGACUCAUCAAGUAUAAUUUGAGUAAGAUCGUCUAAGCUCGACAGUAAUCGACUAAAAAAGUGUGCAGACUGCCUUAACUCAAUACUGCGUUGCGCGUUCCGCUAAAAUCGGUUAGAAAUACAUUUUCGAAAGAAAAAAAAAGAGAUCGUGUAUGGUGGUGUUACCUUUACCCUAACCCCGUCUACAAAAUGUCGGGAGACGUACAACCGAGGAAAAGAAAGGACAAGAAAAAAAGAAAAGACGAUGGAGACCAAAUUCCUGAAAAGCUCCACGUUCCUCUUCUUACUAAUAAUAAUUUAAAUAAUGAAGAUGUUAACAUUCACCUUCACAAGGAUGAAGGGACAGGGGGUGGAAUUUGUGCAAAGUUUGUGUUUUUCAUUUUAUUCUCUGCAUUAACUGUACUUAUUGGCCUUAUAAUUACAGAGUAUAGAGGACUGACAGAUCUUGAAACGACAGAUCCGAAUUCUAAAUUUUCUCAGUUAUUUGAAGGCUGGGUUGACUCUAAUAAUCAUGAUGAUCACGAUGAACACGUUUUAGAUGCUAUCGAUGUUGACCACGACGAAAAUCACGGUGAAGAUCACAACGAUAUUUCAUACGAAGAAGAUCGUGGCGAUGAUGUAGACGAAGAAGGUAAUGAGGAUAAUUCGGAUGAAGAUGAUCAUGACGAUGAAGAAUUAGUUGAUGCUAGAAAUAGCGAAGAGCAAGAUGAGAAUGAUGAGGAAUUAGAACCUAUAGAUGACAGUUAUGAAGAUGAAGAACCUGAAGAGGAGGAUAGAGAGGAAAUAGAUGACGAGGAAGAAGAUGAUGAGGAUAUUGAUUCCGUAGAGGAAGCUAAAGAAUUCGUUGCUUCUGAAGAAGAUGAUAUUGAACAAGAUGAGGAUGAGCCUGACGAUAACCAAAAUGAAGAUUAUAAGCAUAAAGAACUAGAUGAUAAUGAACAAAAAGAUUUUAAUGAAAAAGAUGAAGAUGACGAUGAAGACAUAGAACAAGAUGAUGAAGACCAGGAAGAUGAAGACCAAAAAUAUGAAGAUCAAGAAGAUGAAGAACUUAAAAAUGAGAAAGUUAGUACCGAAAAUAGACUUGUUUCUGAAGAAAAAUUGGCUGAUGAUAAGGAUAUUGAAAACAAAGAGGGCGAUCUUGAUCUUCAUCAGGAAGAGGAACUAAAUGAAGAUAUAACUUCCGAUAAAGAUAGCAAAGAAAAAAGUCAAAACAAUAACGAUGUAGAUAAUGAUAACAUAGAUGAAAAAAAAGAGGAAAAUAUACAGCUGAAAUCAAAAACAAAGGAAACUGUUGAACAAGACCAAGAAAAAAUAGGAAAUGGCAGCGUAGAAAGUUCCGGUAUGGCCGUGAAAAUUGGUGUUGGGCUAGCCCUUCUAGUGGUUGCGCAUCUCGUGUUGGUAAAAAAAUGGAGAAACGCUGGUGAUGAUACGCUGCCAUUCGAUAAACCACCUCCAGUAAUCCAAGAUCGAAGAAAUACAAUAAUUGUCCCUCGAGCAUUCAAAGAAGUAGAACCAGAUAUGGAGCAGGUUCAAGAAGACUUUUCUGAUGAGGACGAAGGGGAGGGAGAUGACGAGAACAAUAUGGAAGAAAGAUCAGAUGUUAAUUCUACUAAAGCUAAAUAUGAAGAACUUGCAACUGCCUACACACGACCUGUUUUACAAUCAAAUCUCAACAAUGAAGAUAUUCACGGAGACUACGAGUACGACGACGAAGAAGACGAACAAUACGAAGAGGAAAUCGAAGAAGAAGAGGCAUCUGAAGAAGAAGAGGAAGAAGAAUAUGACAAUGAAGAAGCUGAAGAUGUGGAUGACGAAGAUGAGGAAUUGCUUCAACGACUGGAGGCUCGAUAUGGAAAACUUCAAAAAGAUAAUGACACUAAAUCCACAGAAAACAGAGAUUUUGACUUUGCUCAGAGGUUAGAAGUUAAUGAGUAUGAAUAUACCAAUAUAACAAAUGAUGAUGACUAUAAUAUUAAAGACGACCUUGAUGAGGCACAAAAUUCCGUUGAAAAUGAUACUUCGCAUGCAAUUGUGCUUUUUGAUAAGAUCCUCCAAAAAUUCCCAUUCUCACCUCGAUCUCUCUUCGGAAAAGCAUUGGCAUUAGACAUUCUGGCAGAUAAAAAAAGAAGCAAUGACAUACUAAAGAAAUCUCUUCAUAUUUAUGUACAGUUACUUCAAACAAAAAAAGUACCACCAGCUUUAUAUCAACUAGCUGCAGAGAGAUGUAUAAAUCGAAUGAGAUUUAUAGGACAAUAUAAGAAUACUAUUGCCAUACAUAAACUAAUUAUAAAUAGAUUUCCGAACGACCCGAAACAUUUAAAUAAUUUGGUAGUCACUUAUUUAACUAUUAAUAGGAUAGAAGAUGCAAAAUCUAUAUUGAAACAGAUAUUAAGGAAAUGGCCAGAGAAUGGUUUUGCUUUGGUUCAUUAUGGCUUCAUUUUAAAAACUUGGGAUAACGAUUUAGAAAAAGCUGUACUUUAUCUUAAAAGAGGGAUAAGCACCAAGGAGGAAGGUGUAAUUGAUGGUAGAUUUUAUUUCCAUCUUGGAGAUGCUUUAGUUCGUUUAGGUAAACCCGAGGAAGCUGCUGAGAUUUAUGAAGAAGGAAGAAUAAAUAAAUUAUUUUUAUCUAAAAACCAAAGAUCUUUAUAUAAUGUUCCACACUUAUCGGCCAAACCAUGGUGGAACUCCAAGGAUGUUCCAUCUUACUCAAAAUCUCUCGAUUUAUUAGCAGCUUCAUGGAAACAAAUAAGAAAAGAGGGUUUAUCUAUCUUAAAUGAGAAAGGAUAUUUUAAAGAUGAAUCUGAAAACCUAAAACAUACUGGUGAAUGGAAACAAUUCGAAUUAUAUACAAGAGGGCAAAAAAACAUUGAAAAUUGUAAAAUUUGUCCGAUUACGUGUAGUAUAAUUUAUCAAAUCCCAGAAGCCAGGACUUGUAAGAGAGGACAAACUAAGUUUAGUGUUAUGCAUCCUGGUACACAUAUAUGGCCUCAUUGUGGUCCUACAAACUGUCGACUAAGAGUACAUUUAGGUCUUAAAAUUCCUUCGAAUACUUUUAUAAGAGUGGCAGAUGAUGUCAAAAGUUGGAAAGAAGGUGAAGUACUUAUUUUUGAUGAUAGCUUUGAACAUGAAGUAUGGCAUAAUGGAACAGAUUUUCGUUUGAUUUUAAUUAUGGAUAUAUGGCAUCCAGAACUAACACUGUCUGAAAUAAAUAGUCUUUCACCAAUUUAAUUAUAUGAAUAUCUAUCAUCUUCCAUGAAAUAUUUAUGGGUCUGUGUUUAUUAAACGUUACAUAUUUUUCACAA